Adineta steineri is the source of this 2601-nucleotide messenger RNA. NCBI's taxonomy places the organism in Eukaryota, Metazoa, Rotifera, Eurotatoria, Adinetida, Adinetidae. The record is from the annotation of a GenBank genome assembly.
AUGGCUUCGUUUCUUGUUACUAAUAAUCCUGCAUUACCUCAAUCACCAGUUAAGUCAAUACGUACAACUUUUUCUCUUCAAACUUCAAUGCAUUCUGAAAAUUCUACACCAAAAUCACGAAUUAAAUCAGUUAAGUCAAUGGAUACAAAUUAUUCUCCUCAAACUUCAAUACAUUCUGAAAGUUCUACAUCACAGUCACCAGUUAAAUCAAUUAAGUCAACAGUUACAAAUUAUUCUCCUCAAACUUCAACACAUUCUGAAAAUUCUAUACCACAAUCACCAGUUAAAUCAAUAGUUACAAAUGAUUCUCCACAAACUUCAAUAUAUUCCGAAAAUUCUACACCUCAAUCACCAAUAAAAUCAAUUAAGUCAUUAGUUACAACUUUUUCUCCCCAAACAUCAAUCCAUUCUGAAAACUCGAUAUCAAAAUCACGAAUUAAAUCAGUUAAGUCAAUGGAUACAAACUAUUCUUCCCAAACUUCAACACAUUCCGAAAAUUCUGAACCACAAUCGCCAGUUAAAUCAAUUAAGUCAAUAGUUACAACUUUUUCUCCACAAACUUCAAUACAGUCUGAAAAUUCUAUACCAAAAUCACGAAUUAAAUCAGUUAAGUCAAUAGGUUCAAAUUAUUCUCCUCAAACUCCAAUACACUCUGAAAAUUCUACACCACAAUCACCAGUUAAGCCAAUAGGUACAAAUUAUUGUCCACGAACUUCAAUACAUUCUGAAAACUCUAGGCCACAAUCGCCAGUUAAAUCAAUUAAGUCAACAGUUACAAAUUAUUCUCCUCAAACUUCAACACACUCUGAAAAUUCUAGACCACAAUCACCAGUUAAAUCAGUCAAGUCAAUAGUUACAACUUUUUCUCCACAGACUUCAAUAGUUUCUGAAAAUUCUAUAUCAAAAUCACGAAUUACAUCAGUUAAGUCAAUAGACACAAAUUAUUCACCUCAAACUUCAGUACAUUCUGAAAACUCUAGGCCACAAUCGCCAGUUAAAUCAAUUAAGUCAAUAGUUACAACUUUUUCUCCCCAAACUUCAAUAUAUUCCGAAAAUUCUACAUCACGAUCGCCAGUUAAAUCAGUGAAGUCGGUAGUUACAAAUUAUUCUCCUCAAACUUCAAUACACUCUGAAUAUUUGACACCACAAUCAAGUAUACAACAUAGUCAAACGUCAACAGAUUCCGAAUCAACAUUAUCUAACGAUGAUAGUUCAAGUGAUGAUUCAUAUUAUGAAGAAUUUAUGAAUAAAUCACCAACAAAACAUGUUCAUUUUGAUGAUCUUUUGGAACCACAAAUAAGCAUUGACAUGAAAUUAGAAAAUGAUGAAGUAGAAUUUUUUGCUGUUGUUGCUAUUGAUAAUACAAUCAGUCCUAUUCACGAUAAAAACAAUAAUAUAAAUAAACCAAUUAGAAAACGUGAUAAAAUACGUGCUAUGUUUCAUAAUAGAUUUCAUCGAUCACAUAGUAUUAGUUCCGAUACAGAUCCUCAUGAAUGGAAUCAAGUUUUAGCUAAAACAUUAGUUUCAAUGCGUCAUGAUAUCGAAGAUAUUAUUGCUGGUUUUGAUGAUAUUGAUCAACCUAUAGAAGAGAAAUCUCCAUCGAAUACAUCGGAUCUUAUUCUUACGACACCACGUCUUUCAUUUCGUGAACGUCAACAAGCAAAAAUUCAAAUGAUGAGAAUGGCACAAAUGUUUCAUCCACCAAAUCUUCUUACUUGUAAUAUAAAAGAAUCUCCUUAUCCAUAUACAGAUAUAGUUGAUUCGGGUAAUUUUCAUUUUUUUGGUAAUAAAAGUACUCCAGCAGAAACCUUUUUUGUACAACAUAAACCAUUUCAACAUAAAAAAUUUCGUUAUCGAACUCAACGUGGUUUAUUAAAAAUGCGACAUGAUUUAGAAAAAAUGAAACAUGAUCUAUAUGGUAAAAGUAUUGAAAAAACACAUAGAGAAUUACCAUCACAUGAUGUACAAAACUAUCGAAGUCGUUUAGAAAAAACUCUACUCGAAGUACGUACACAAAUAUCUGAAUAUGAUCGAGUACAUGCAUUAACAAAUAAUCAUCGACCAAGUAUUAGUCAGAUAAUUUCAAGUAUGAAAAAAGUAGAUCCAGAGAAACAAGCACAAAUAGAUGAUUAUCGAUCAAAAUUAAGACCUACAGAAUAUAUUGAAGAAAAAGAUAAUCAUGAACUUGUUUCUGCACCAUUUAUUCCACGUCGAGCGCCAUAUCGCCCCAAUAAUAUUAAAAAAGAUAUUGAGGAGGAUAAUGAAAUUAUUGAUCCACGUUUCGAUCGUACUACAUUUAUUGAUCUUAAUAAAGAAGCUGACAUCUUUUUUGGUACCGAUGAACAACCGUUUUGGAAUCAACCAGAAAAUUUAAAAUUAUCGGCAUCACCAUUACCUGCAAGACGUCGGUCAAGUCAGAUAGUAUUACCACCGAAAAUAAAAUUUUGGGAUCGUUUAGUUUAUACGAUUAAAUUAAAACAAAAACUUAUGAAAGAUAAAGAAUCGAACGAUAUGGAAUAUUCUGAUUGUAUUUCUCCUUCACAACAAAGAAAAUCACAAUCAUUAAUUAUGCUUCAUGAAGAAGAAAGUGUAGAAUUUUAA